CGCGGCUCCGGCGCUUCCCGAGGAGAAGCGGAAGCGGCGGCGAGCGGGGAGCGGCCGCGGGUCGCGCGCACUCCUGUGUAGCCCUCGAUCAGCUGCCAUGAGCUUGCUGCACAGUGACAGCAGCUGUGGAGCCCGAGACGGGGACAGCGGCUGCUGCGCAGCCAUGGCCAGCGCCUGCAGCGUGGGAGCCAAGGAGGAGAGCUCCAGCGUCGGCAGCAGCGCUGGCAACCCGCCCAGCUCUUUCUCAGAGGAAACACAAGGAUACGACGUGGAGUUCGAUCCGCCCCUGGAAAGUAAAUAUGAGUGUCCCAUCUGUCUGAUGGCUCUCCGGGAAGCAGUGCAGACCCCGUGUGGCCACCGUUUCUGCAAAGGCUGCAUUGUCAAAUCAAUCAGAGAUGCAGGUCACAAAUGUCCUGUAGACAAUGAAAUUCUGCUUGAAAAUCAACUUUUUCCUGACAACUUCGCCAAACGGGAAAUCCUUUCAUUAAUGGUUAAGUGUCCCAACAAGGGCUGCAGUAUGAAGAUGGAGCUCAGGCACUUAGAGGACCACCAGCUGCAGUGUGAUUUUUCCACUGUGGAAUGCCCACAGUGCCAAGGAACCUUCCCAAAGAACCAUCUGAAGGAGCACAUGACCCAGGAGUGUCCAAGGCGCCAAGUGUGUUGCCCAAACUGUGCCACAUCUAUGGCCUAUGAAGAUAAAGAGCUUCAUGACCAAACCUGCCCACUUGCCAAUGUAUUUUGUGAAUAUUGCAACACAGUGCUCAUCAGAGAGCAGAUGCCUAACCAUUAUGACAAUGAUUGUCCUACUGCCCCGGUACCAUGUUUUUACAGUGCCUUUGGGUGUCCUGAAAAGAUGCAAAGGAAUGAACUGGCACGACAUAUGCAGGAGUUCACUCAGGUUCACAUGAGAAUGAUGGCUCAGAGUUUCCAGAACAUUAGUGUCACUGCUGCAAAUCCUGUACCCUUCAUCAAUGGCCUACCCUUCGAGCCUGCCCUCUUCUCACAUGUGUCACAUGCUGCAUAUGACUGCAAUCCAGAAGUUGAAAACUUCAAGGAAACUAUUCAGCAGUUGGAAGGUCGUCUGGUAAGACAAGAUCACCAAAUCAGGGAACUCAUUGCUAAAAUGGAGACUCAGAACACUCACAUGGCAGAACUCAAACGUACUAUCCGAAUCUUGGAGGGAAAGAUUACUGAAAUGGAGGCACAGCAAUGUAAUGGUAUUUAUAUCUGGAAGAUUGAGAACUUCAGUGGACUGCAGAAAGCCCAGGAAGAAGAGAGACCUGUAGUGAUGCACAGUCCUGGCUUCUAUACGGGGAAGCCUGGCUACAAGCUGUGCUUGCGCCUGCAUAUCCAGUUACCAAAUGCUCAGCGCUGCGCUAAUUUUAUCUCUCUGUUCGUCCACACUAUGCAAGGGGAAUAUGACAGCCACCUGCCCUGGCCUUUCCAAGGCACCAUACGACUUUCUAUUUUGGAUCAAUCAGAAGGGCCGGAAAGGCAGAACCAUGAAGAGGUGAUGGAAGCCAAGCCAGAGCUACUGGCUUUCCAGAGACCAACAAUUCACCGCAAUCCCAAAGGUUUUGGUUAUGUGACUUUCAUGCACCUGCAGAACUUGAAACAGAGAGCCUUCAUCAAGGAUGACACGCUCCUGGUGCGCUGCGAGGUUCUAACGCGCCUGGACUUGAACAGUGUCCGCAGAGAAGGCUUCCAGGCCCGCAGUACUGAUGGAGCCAUGUAGCCUGCAAGUCCUAACCAGGGGAAUGGAGCCUUACUCACGCUGUUCCACACAGAUCACAAAAGUGAUCUUCUUGUGCUUCAUUUUCCACAAAGGCUGUGUUGCCAACAUAGUUGAUCUUCACCUGAAUGGAACUUUGCUGUUGCUGGUAUAUUUUUUUCUCUAUGAGGUCAUAUGCUUAAAUAUUUGGUAAGGUUCUCUCCUGAAAUAAUAAGCUACUUCUGUAGCAAGCUAACUAAAUGAAGUGUUAAUCAAAACUUAACUGCCUACAGGAAAAUCCUAUUGUAGAACCUGUGCAUCUCGGUUUGGUAAAACUUCACUCAUAUCGAAUAGAUCUGUAAGUCUUCACCUCAGUGCCUUGAAAUAGAUGCUGUUGGAAGGAAGUAGCAAAAUUAAUAAAGAUGAGGAAUUUUUUCUUUUUUUUUUUUCACAGAGCUUGGGAAAGUUGAGAGAGUUUCUGUAUUAACUUAUGUAGAAUUUUGCAUUGGCUAGGUCUCUCUUGAAGUUUGAAGUUAGGGUUAGGACUUUGUUCAUGUCACCAAGGGUUCAGGUAUGCUUUGACCCUUUCCUCCUUCAGGAAGUUGCAUGUUGAUGUAGAGUUGAUGCAGAGUUGAUGCUGGUAUUUCCAAAAGACAUGAGGUAGUGCUGUGGAGAAGGCUUAAAUGACUGUGAGCUGCAUUCACUGAAGAAAUACUUGUAAUGUGGUCUGAAAGUGCCUCCCUAAUUCUCUUUAUUUUGAUAAAUCUUUCUGUAAGUGUGUCCUCUAGGCCCAGAAUGUCAACCACAAUCAUCAAGAGAUACAAAAGUUCAGCAUUUGAAUGAACUGCCUUUGUGCUGGUGGAAUCUCCUAGUGCUGGACAUGUUUCAGGUUGUGUGGACACAUGAGUAAAGGGAUGCACCAGAGAGGGUGAUGCAGAAUUUGUUUUACUGUUGUUGAAACCUGAAUUUGUACAAAAUCUGAACUUUUGACCUGCAUCUGUUGAAGUGAUCUCUUGGAUUUGUGGAUGAUGUACAACUCAUGUCAUCCCCUAUGAAUUCUCCGUGGGCUGCUGGCCAUAUUGGCAUCCAGCUGCUGAGGGUAUUUCCUGUCCCUUUAGACAAUAGGAGUUGGGCCAACUCAGCAAUUUGGACAAUAAGGAAAGCCUGCUAAUUCGGCAGUGUGAGGAAAAAGUGUAAUCCUGUUUGCUUUUAGGAAGAAAAUCUGGCUUCCACAGUUACUCAUUUAUCAAACACUAGAUUCACUGUGCCAAGGAUUCAUGAGGUUCCUAAUGCUGUGUGUAUUAUUGUUUUCUGUACUGACUGAUUGUAUGCCAUGUAAAUGUUAGUUUUGAGCAGUCAAAGCUGAAUAGUUCAAGUUCACUGGUGCUAAAAAUUUUAACUUAUCAUGGUGCUGAUAGAGUUCUGAAUCUGUCUUUAAAAGGAGGGAAGAAAAACAUUUUGUUCACCCCAUAACCUAAGUACACAUUCCCAUACUGAAGAAAGAAUUAAGCGAUGCAUGAGCUUAUGUGUAUUAUUUAUCCAAGCUAGUGAAACAACCUAAAGACUUGAGACACUGCAGCUUAAGAUAUACUGAAGAGUGUUCCAACUGUGUGGCCUCAUCAGAGCAAUACCAGUGGGGAAAGGGCACAUUGCUUAGUAUGUACAAGACUAAAGAAAGACUGCUGUACUUCGGUGGUUUGGGAGGAUACUCUGCCUGCCUGCAUGAGAGGUAAAGGUUCCAGGACCCAACCUACCACUUUGUUCAUCAUAUCCAGAUGAGUAAAAUUUCUUCUGCAAGUAGAACCUAUUAGAUGGAAGAGGGAUUGUGGUCAAUGGAGUAUUGUCAUUACUGAAACAUGGACUUCCUGGCUAAUGGUAAAUGCAGUUAGUUGCUGGUGACUUUAGUGUAUUCUCUGUCAUUAGGGGACAGGUGAGCAUAUAUUACUCAAACUAUGGAAAGACCUCAGCUUUAAAACCAAAGUAGGUUUUAUAAUGAAUAGCCUCAUCCUUUCAGCUGCAUUGUGCUGCAGUGUCUUCAUUUGGAGCGCUCCCAGUAGUUCAGCCAUUCUUACCUAAGAGCUGUCAAUGUCCAUGGCAGUGCACAGAGCCACUCUACACAGAAGGCACUGUACACAAGUACAGUGUAAUCCAUUUUCAAGCUGUGUUACUAUCCUUGUUUUUUUCAGGAUGCUCAAAAACUGACAUUCUCUUUUGUUCCCCUUCUUGUUUUUUGGGGGCAGGAGGGAGAAGCAGUCAGAAGAAACACUCAUUUGAGAGCUUCUUCCUGCUCCAGGUCCUUCCUCAACCCUAGCAAUAAGAAAAAUGUCCUUAUUCUCUGUUCAAAUCAUUUAUACCCAAGACCCACUAAAUGCAUUAAUACUUUCUUUGCUUCUGAAGAUUUGCAUUCUGAAUGCAAUUUUUGCUUUGAGCCUUAUCUGCUAGAUCUGAUGUACUUCUGCCUCUGAGGAGGAGACUCCCUUUGGAGGCAGGGUUUAAAUUAUUCAGGUUGAAAUUGUACAACAGCACAAGCCAAUAGGGAAUAGAAGGCUACUGCAUGUAUAAUACUGUACUGGCCGUAGUAAUAUGGAUGCUUUAUUCACUGCUGCUGUUCUACUGGUUUUGUGUUUUUAUAUUACCAACUAGAAUGCUGAGUGAUGUCAAAUUACUGUAAUGUCAGAGUAUUACAUGAGAGACUCUCAGAACUAAUUUGCUAAAUGUCAGUUAAAUCUUACUGUCAUGAAAAGAUUAUAAAUGUUAACAAAAUAUUUAUUCACAUACGAGUUCAUUUUCCUCUUUUCCCUUUCUCCAAAUCUCUGCUUUUGAGAACUUGUUUUACCAUGGUGGAUUGAGGUAUAAUUGCUAGAACUAUUUAAAUGGAAGGAGAAAGGUCUGCAGAGUUGUCUCUAUAACAGAUACAAAGAAGUAUGGGGAUUUAACCCACGUCCCAUAUAACUUGUUCACAAGGGGGUAACUUAAUGCUUUGCAGCAUUGCUAGGUCUCAAGGUGGUUAUAAAGUGGCUUAGCUGCUUUUAUCUUCCAAAUUUCUGUUGUCUUUAACAUGUUUUAAGUCACCAAUUCUUAUGUGUAUUUGCAAAGCUGCUAUGGCACAAAUUUUCCAAUUAUAAUAUAUUAUGAACGUGUUAUCUCUUUGCCUCUGAAUGUUCCCCUGCAGGGCAGGGAAAAUUAUUUUGCUAAAAAUGUUGGUAUGUAAUGUAUAUGUGGGAGCUCAGAUAAUGUGAGAUUGUACAGAGUUGGUUUUUAAGCGGUCUCAUGAUAUGUCUGGUCAUGUUUGCUAUCAAGGGAUUAAACUUGCUAAUGAAAUGAAAUCAGGAUGACCUUCUGUUCUUACUUAGAGAUGGCAGCAGACCAAAUACAUUGAUGAUGGAUGCAAAAGAUUAUUCUGUGUCAAUGUUAAAGGUUUGUAUUGGUUUGCAUUUGAACAAAAAGAAAGUACUCCUGUUCCCUUGGGUGUAUUGAUUGAUAGUUUAAUAUAUUUUGUAAUUAAUGCACAGCUAUUUUUCUGACAGAACUUCAAAAAAUAAACUAAUUGAACUGUG
Molecule: messenger RNA, 5268 nt
Organism: Corvus hawaiiensis (hawaiian crow)
Lineage: Eukaryota; Metazoa; Chordata; Aves; Passeriformes; Corvidae
Gene: TRAF6
Product: TNF receptor associated factor 6
Exons: 7
Coding region: 98-1735 (545 amino acids)
Biological process (GO): positive regulation of JNK cascade; regulation of apoptotic process; regulation of canonical NF-kappaB signal transduction
Cellular component (GO): plasma membrane signaling receptor complex
Molecular function (GO): tumor necrosis factor receptor binding; ubiquitin protein ligase activity; zinc ion binding
Source: RefSeq, a predicted model, not a curated record